AUGCCUUCCGAAUCUGGUCACAGAUUAUACGUCAAGGGUCGUCACUUGAGCUACCAGCGGAGCCGACACAACACCCACCCCCGAACAAGCCUAAUCAAGAUCGAGGGCGUCGACGACACCAACGCUGCCAACUUCUACCUAGGCAAGAAGGUCGCGUAUGUCUACAAGGGCCAGAAGGAGAUCCGAGGAACCAAAAUCCGAGUGAUCUGGGGCAAGGUCACCCGACCCCACGGCAAUUCUGGCGUCGUCCGAGCAAAGUUCGCUCACCCCCUUCCCUCUAAGUCUUUCGGCGCCUCUGUUCGUAUCAUGCUGUACCCUUCAUCGAUAUAA
Messenger RNA from Durotheca rogersii, 330 nucleotides. RefSeq names its product 60S ribosomal protein L33. The transcript is spliced from 5 exons. Gene Ontology annotation, biological process: ribosomal large subunit biogenesis; cytoplasmic translation. The record is from RefSeq and is a predicted model, not a curated record. Gene Ontology annotation, cellular component: ribosome; cytosolic large ribosomal subunit. The coding region runs from base 1 to 330 and encodes 109 amino acids. Gene Ontology annotation, molecular function: structural constituent of ribosome. NCBI's taxonomy places the organism in Eukaryota, Fungi, Ascomycota, Sordariomycetes, Xylariales, Xylariaceae.